UAUCGAUAGUUGGCGGCAGCUUUCUUGCCAUCUAUCGUUUUUUCAAAAAUUCAAAAUUAGUAAGUUAAUCAGAUGUCAUGGCACUGAACCCGAAAUGGGAGAAAAUCUAUGAGCGAUUGGUUCAGGCGCACUUUGCUGACCAGCGGCAGGUGGAAAUCCUGCAGCGGCAACUACGGCGGUUGAGGGAAAAGCGGCAUCUCCUGGAGGAGCGAAUUGAUUAUGACACCCACAACACGGAAGUUUGGAUGCGGAUGAUGGAUACCGUGCGUCGGGAAGUGGAGCGUGUUCGGAGGCAGAAGGAUCGCCUAACGCCUAAGGAUGAGAAGCUGCUGCAGCGGAUAUUGCGACGAUUUCCAAAGGACAGAUUUGAGGAUAGGGUGCGACUUAUGGAAGUGUCCGAAAAAUUAAUGGCAAAGCCGUGUAAAGAUGCUUCUGUUGGGAAGGCAAAGAUGAACGUGGAAAACUCCAUGGACACUGAGCCUUCUCAACAAAAGCCCUGUGAUCCCAAGACCCAACCCAAAGUGGACAAGCGGCUGGCAAGGAUUAACGCCGAUUUGCAAGAACUACGACGGAUUAAUGAAGAGACCAUGGACACCAUGGCUGAUAUAGGCGUCCUAAAGUCCACCAUACAACAUCUGAUAACCGGCACCAGUGUUAAGAUUACUCCCUAUGUUGUUCGCCGCAGUUCCUUAGAUUUGAAGAAAGCAUAUCCAAGGGAUAAAAAGGCUACCAUCGUCAUAACUCGAAAGAAACGGAACUACGAGAUUCGGGAAAAGUUGCAUAUCCGGCCGCCAUACAUUCUAGAUCAUGUGCCUCAACUGCAGCCAGACACUUUUAAAUUUCUGCAGAUAAAUUCGAAGCGCAAACACUGAUACUCUGCUUCUCUGGUGGGGACAAUAAUUUAUUAUACCAAGAAUUAGUCUACUUAAACAUAGUCUAAAUGAACAUGUUCUAUGCUAUGCUAA
Molecule: messenger RNA, 965 nt
Organism: Drosophila serrata
Lineage: Eukaryota; Metazoa; Arthropoda; Insecta; Diptera; Drosophilidae
Source: RefSeq, a predicted model, not a curated record